Anopheles stephensi (Asian malaria mosquito) is the source of this 1051-nucleotide messenger RNA. RefSeq names its product glycine-rich cell wall structural protein-like. The transcript is spliced from 6 exons. The coding region runs from base 239 to 778 and encodes 179 amino acids. NCBI's taxonomy places the organism in Eukaryota, Metazoa, Arthropoda, Insecta, Diptera, Culicidae. The record is from RefSeq and is a predicted model, not a curated record.
UAUUUUCGUCGUGCGGCAGGAAAAACCCUGUGACCCUAGCCGGCACACGGGAAGGGAUGCUGUACAAUCGGCAGCGCAGCAUAAAAACCAUUAUUUGACAAUCGAUCUAAAGCAGUUGUGCGGACACGCUCGAACCGGACGGAAUAGCUUUGGAGCUUCGUUUCUAGCAACAGGUGUUGUCACCCUAGGAAGGGCGUGUGUGUUUUGUUUGCCAGAUUGUGCAAUCGUUGCUGUCGGGAUGAAACUGUUCGUGGUAUUGUUUGCCCUGUUGGCGGUCGCCAUUGCUGCACCGGUGGCACAGUUUGGAUUCGGCUAUCCCGGCUUGGGAGGAGCUAAAGCAUAUCGUAAAGCACUAAGGAGAGGCUUUAUUCCAGUAGCGGUUCCGGUACCGGUAGCGGUUGCACCGAUCGGUGUCUCUCCGGUCGGUGUACUAGCCCCAGUUGGAUACGUAGCGCCAGGACCUCAUUACGGUGGACACUACGGCGGCGGUGGUGGGCUACCGCUAGGUGGUGGCGGCUUCUCCGGCAGCCAGGCCAACGCACAGUCCGCCUCGUUCAACAUCGGGCUGGGUGGCAUCUCGGGCUCGUUCAGUAACUCGAACGCGAACUCGUUCGGCGGCGGCCAUGGCGGUGGGUUCGGUGGAUCCGGUGCCCAAGCUUCGGCCCAGUCCAGCUCGUUCGGCGGCGGACUGGGAGGAUUCGGUGGGUCGGCGUCCAGCGCGCAAGCGUCGGCCAACUCGUUCGGUGGAGGUGGCGGCGGACUGUUCCCAUUCUUCUAAAACCCGCAACCACACCCUGAGACUGUAAAUAUGUGCGGGCGAUCGUGCCUGUUUCUAAAUGAGAAACAAAAAAAUGACAAAACGACUCAUUUUUACACCACACCACAAUCCAUACGACCAUCAACGGGACGGGUCGUGUGUGUGUGAGUGUGUGUUUUUUGUUACGUGUGUGAGUGUGUGUUUUUUGUUAGAAUCCAUUUUCGUGUUGUAAGCUAUUUUGUGUAUGUUUAUUUAUGAAUAAAACAGAAAAAUCUCUUGUAAAAAUCUUUUAAA